AUGCAUCUGUUUGCUUCACGCUGGAGGAUGGCGCCGUCUCUUUCUCUCAUUUUGCUCACACCCUUUGUGUUAAAGGGUCUUUGGGUCAGCGCUUCUCCGGCUUGCGCGUCCUGCGGCUUCCCGCCGAUGGAGAAAGACGCGGAGGAGAGGCUGAUGGUAGAAUUCGCCAAACAGCAACUUUUGGACAAACUCCACCUGAAAGAGAGACCAAACAUCACUCAGACCGUGCCCCGGGCUGCGCUCCUCACCGCGCUGCGCAAACUGCACUCCGGCCGCGUCAGACAGGAUGGCACCCUGGAACUGGAAAACAGUGUACCAACCAAAGACCAAGGCUAUGAAAUAGUGAGCUUUGCAGAUACAAAUAACUCAGAGAGUGGGGACAAGGCCAGUCUUAGCCUUACCUUUCAGUUUCUGCAGGAACGAGGCAAGAGCAUCCAGGUCCUCCAGUCGUCCCUGUGGAUCUACGCCCACUCCUCUCAGGACCCUCACCGGAGCUCCCGUCUUCUUGCCCGGGUCUUCCUCUCUGCAGACGGAGAAAUGUCAGGCUCCAACCGCACCCUGGUGAUAGAAAAGAUGCUGGAAGUUCAGGAAAGCAACUGGCACACGUUCCCCAUCACCCACACACUGCAGGCGUUCUUGGAUGGAGGCGACCGGCGGCUGCGGCUCGAGGUCAGUUGUGAAGAAGACGGGAAGAAUCUUUGCUCACUGGAUGGCUCUGCUGGCACGUCCAACCAGCCUUUCCUGGUGGCUCAGGUACGUCUACGUGACGACCACACCAAACACUCAAUCAGGAAGCGAUCCUUGCGUUGUGGUGAACAGGUAACAGUCUGCUGCAAAAAAGACUUUUACAUCAAGUUCAAGGAUAUCCAGUGGGAUGAGUGGAUAAUUGCACCUAAGGGCUACCACAUGAACUAUUGCAUGGGCCAGUGUCCUCAACAUCUGUCUGGUUCUCCAGGCAUAGCGUCCUCAUUCCACGCCGCCGUCUUCAGCCAGCUCAAAGUCAAUGGCAUCAACACGGCCACAACAUCGUGCUGCAUUCCCACCGAGCGCCGGCCUCUCUCCAUGGUCUACUUCGACUCUCAGCACAGUAUUGUCAAAACAGACGUCCCUGACAUGAUAGUGGAGUCCUGUGGAUGCACAUAA
Molecule: messenger RNA, 1143 nt
Organism: Nematolebias whitei (Rio pearlfish)
Lineage: Eukaryota; Metazoa; Chordata; Actinopteri; Cyprinodontiformes; Rivulidae
Product: inhibin beta B chain
Exons: 2
Coding region: 1-1143 (380 amino acids)
Biological process (GO): BMP signaling pathway; SMAD protein signal transduction
Cellular component (GO): extracellular region
Molecular function (GO): growth factor activity; hormone activity; cytokine activity
Source: RefSeq, a predicted model, not a curated record